Molecule: messenger RNA, 873 nt
Organism: Ectocarpus siliculosus
Lineage: Eukaryota; Phaeophyceae; Ectocarpales; Ectocarpaceae
Source: the annotation of a GenBank genome assembly
AUGAGCAACGGAGAAACUGUUCGAAUUAGCCAUGGCAUCUGCGCGAUGGGCGAGGAAACCGGCCAUCAAUAUUCACUCCGCUGGGAUGAGAGUUCGCUGCCUUCGCCACAGCCCACUGAACGCGACAUGCAAACACAAAAGCGGAAGCACCGCCCACGUGACGCCCAGCCCAUACCGCGGAGGAGCAAACGCAUCAGGAACAAAAUCGCGGCCGCAGCCGCGGCAAUUUCAGCCCCCGACGCCGUGGUCAUUAAUGAUAACGCCAAAGACAACGACCAGAGCAACCCCGACCAAGUGGCGGCAGCGAUUGGGACCCCUUGGUCACCGAUGCAUGGUAUUGGAAAGCAAGAAGAGCCGAGUGACCGUUUCUUCGACGAGGAAAACGCGCUCACGCGAACGGAACUGAUGGAAGUCUACCGUUGUACCGAUGAUAGCAAACCGUACCAAGUGGCAUCAGCGAUUGGGAGGCCUCCGUCACGGAUGCAUGAGCCUAGUGUCAAUUUCUUCGACGAGAAAAAGGCGCCCACGCCAACGGAACUCAUGGAAGUCUAUCGUUGUACCGAUGAUAGCACACCGAACCGAGUGGCAUCAGUGAUUGGGAGGCCUCCGUCACCGAUGGAGGAGCCGAGUGACAGUUGCUUCGACGAGACAAAGGCGCUCACUUCAAUGGACCUGAUGGAAGCCUCCCGUUGUACCGAUGACGAGGGAAACAUUUCCACGACCACACAGCCGGACUUGCUCCCGGCCUUCCUCUUGGCCUUCCUCAAAGACGACCUAAUACUCGAUGCCGACGGGGAGGAGGGCUGGGUGAUGGACGCAAAGGAGGGCAAGGUGAUGGACGCAGUAAAGGCCAUCCAAGACACGGUGCCCUGA